GCAAGCAACUUCCGCAGGAACUUUCAGUUCAGAAGCCAGUCCUUCAGGAGGCCUUAUCGUGCAAGGGGGAGAUCAAGUGCGACUUUCAGCCAACCACCUCAGCAAAACUGAACAAUCUUCCAUUAGCAACAGGUAAACUCCAAGUCAAUGUCCCUAGCCCUCCCCAAGGACAAGAUAAAGGGAAUAAUGAAAGACUGCCACAGAAUACUAAACAAUCCAUAUGUGUCAGUCAGAACCCUAUCACGCCUAAUAGGAAAACUGUCGGCCUCUAUUCAAGCGGUAUUUCCUGCCCCUCUCCACUACCAGUCUCUCCUUCGAGCAAAAAACGUAGCUCUGAGACAGUCUCAAAGCUACGAAGUCAUGGUGUCUUUAAACCAGGCAGCUCAAGAAGAGCUACACUGGUGGAAAGACCAUCUAGCAGCCUGGAAUGGGAAAUCCCUACUGAAAAGAAAAGAAGAUCUCACCAUAGAGACAGAUGCCUCAAACCUGGGUUGGGGGGCAGCUUGCAGCGGAAUGUUGACCGGGGGAGUUUGGUCACAACAAGAACGUUUCCAACACAUCAAUUGCCUCGAACUCAUGGCAGGGGGGUUUGCAGUGAAGUCAUUUUGCAAAAACAAAGCCUCGAUACAAGUAAAAUUACUGAUGGACAACACAACUGCCAUCACUUACAUCAACAAAAUGGGCGGGCCCUCCCCAGUUUUAGCAAGUCUAGUUUACGAGAUAUGGCAGUGGUGUCUUCAGAAAAAUAUACAUCUCAGUGCACAUCACAUUCCAGGGGUUCUCAACACUUCAGCAGACCAAGAAUCCAGGGUCGACAGAGAUGCAGCAGAUUGGAAACUGAAUCCAAUCAUCUUUGCCACCCUGAACAGACUAUGGGGGCCCUUAGACAUAGAUCUUUUUGCCACCAGGUUAACAAACCAAUUACCAAGGUUUGUCAGUUGGCGGCCAGAUCCAGAAGCCGAGGCGACAGACGCAUUUUCAAUAGACUGGUCAAUAGUAAAAGGGUAUGCGUUCCCCCCUUUCAAUCUAGUGGGACGGUGUCUGUCGCAAGUCAAUUCACAAAAAGUUCACCGGUUGUGCCUAGUAACACCAGUGUGGGAAACCCAACCAUGGUACCCAGUACUUCUCGAGAUGAGUGUGGAUUUCCCAUGCUUGUUUCCCAAGGGAGCAUGGGUUCUGAACAAAGGGGAAAUGCCUCACCCCAUUGCCCAUCUCCAACUAGCCGGGUGGCUUAUCUCAGCAAACAGUACUUGUCAAUGGGAGUUUCAAAACAAGCUCAAAACCUGCUUGUCUCCGCUUGGCGCAACCAGACCUCUAAGUCAUACCAGUCAGCCUGGAACUUGUGGAGUAGCUGGUGUAAUCAACAAGAAAUUGAUGCCUUUUCAGCCUCUGUGCAACAAGUAA
Molecule: messenger RNA, 1404 nt
Organism: Dendronephthya gigantea
Lineage: Eukaryota; Metazoa; Cnidaria; Anthozoa; Malacalcyonacea; Nephtheidae
Exons: 2
Coding region: 148-1404 (418 amino acids)
Source: RefSeq, a predicted model, not a curated record